This is a messenger RNA of Solanum lycopersicum (tomato), 1350 nucleotides long. RefSeq names its product cell number regulator 6. The record is from RefSeq and is a predicted model, not a curated record. NCBI's taxonomy places the organism in Eukaryota, Viridiplantae, Streptophyta, Magnoliopsida, Solanales, Solanaceae.
CUAAAAAUAUGAAUAAACACGCAAAAGAGUCGGCGUUUCUGCCGUACCAAGCAAAAUAGGAGGAGUCCCCAAAAGGAGCGAUUUUCGCGUUGUAAUAAACGCCGGAAGAUCUACAACAAGAUAAAGUAAUCCCGCCCCUACCGAAUCUCAGCCAUUCUCUCUUAAUACUUAGCAGUUACGCUUUUACCUCAUCUGACUCACUCUCUCGACGGCACGAAGAAUCUGCCUCACUCUGCGAUUGAUACAAGUUUUGCAGAUCAGAUGGCAGAAGGAGGAAAUGCGUCAAGGUAUGUGAAAUUGACGAAAGAUCAAGCGCCUCGCGAGGACAUUAAGCCAGGGGAGCUAAAUCAGCCUAUUGAUGUCCCUCAGUUAACUGGUCGGAAGUGCAAUGAGUGUGGACAACCUUUGCCUGAGAGUUUUGAGCCUCCUGCAGACGAGCCUUGGACAACUGGGAUUUUUGGAUGUGCAGAGGACAAAGAUAGCUGCUGGAGAGGACUGUUCUGUCCAUGUGUCUUAUUUGGGCAGAAUGUUGAGCGCCUAAGAGACGAUGAUACUCCUUGGUCUACUCCUUGCGUUUGUCAUGCCAUUUUCGUUGAGGGUGGAAUUGCUGUUGCAGCUGCAACAGCAGCAUUUCAUGGUAUUGAUCCAAGGACGUCAUUCCUCAUCUGUGAAGGUUUAUUAUUUAGUUGGUGGAUGUGUGGCAUAUACACUGGUCUGGUUCGUCAGUCACUGCAGAAGAAGUAUCAUCUCAAGAAUUCGCCCUGCGAUCCCUGCAUGGUGCAUUGCUGCCUGCACUGGUGUGCCUUGUGCCAGGAGCACCGGGAGAUGAAGAGUCGUCUGUCAGAUAAUGUUGCCAUGCAAAUGACAAUAGUUAACCCUCCACCUGUUCAGGAGAUGAGUGCUGCUGCCGACAACCGAGAAUCCGGACCAUCCUCUGCAAAUGGGGUCAAUCAAACUAACCUCGAGAUGCAAGCUCUAUAAGGUUGUUUAUCGUUGCUGUCAACUUGGUAAAUCAAAUAUAGUUAAAACAAGGUGUAUUCUGCUACUGGAAGAGUCAGAUUUGGAGCUAUGUUUGUACAGAUGAAAGUGGAUGAAAGAAAAAUUGUCUUUUUUCAAGUGGUAUGGUUCAUCAUGCGUAUAAAAUUUUGUGGCGCAAUGUGGUGUUUCGUUUUCAGGAAAGAAGUGAGUGGAUGGGCUUUUUAGACGCACAAACUAGGCUAUUAUAAUUUUUUUUUUGUUAUCUGCUGAAAAUGCUCUUGACGUUAAAGUUCUGAUAGUACAUUAUGUCAUAGGUAUCACCAAAUCAAUUUUCUUUUGUUAUUUAUAUAUAAGCACAUUCUUAUGUUGUUA